Messenger RNA from Symbiodinium sp. CCMP2456, 2496 nucleotides. Lineage: Eukaryota; Dinophyceae; Suessiales; Symbiodiniaceae. The record is from the annotation of a GenBank genome assembly.
AUGGUCUGGGCCCUUUUUUGGUUGGUGGUAGCGAUCAUCCACAAUACCCCUGCUUCGGAGAAGACCGGGGGUGGAACCAGCGUGGCACCGUCGACGACGCCGAGUGAGGACUCGUGCCCGCACACUCUUACGGGCCUGGGCAUCCGGCUGGCUGGAAGUGCCUACGGAUCGCCUCGCCCGUGCGAAACAGGCUCUGGAAGGCCACCACUCGCGACCGAGCUGUGUCAUGGCUUCCCAGGCUUCGUGGCGAUGUGUGACGUGCAAGCAGUCGAUUCGAGGGAGCCACCACUAUUGCCCCACAUGUGGGGGGCAUUGGACACAAACAGCCGACUCCUAUGUGAACAAGGAGUCCACGGCUCCCUGGCCUGGCCAGGCGACAUGGAAUGCGCCCUGGCAGAACAAGUCCAGGCACCCAAGCCGGGACGACACACCACGCAGAUCUUUGACUCCGCGGAGGUCUCACAGGACCGCGCCAUGCUGGACAGGCUCGUCGCGGCGAUGAAGGAGUCAGAGACGGAACUGACUCCCCACAUGCGAGAGCUCCUGGACAUGUACCGCCAGGAGGACUCAAGAGCGGAGGCCAAAACCCUCCACAAGAUGGUCGCCACCCAGUCCAAUGCGAAGCAGGAACUUGCGAAGCUGAGGACCUCACGGAGUGCAUAUUUACAGGCAUGGGCGGCUUACAUCAGCCAAGUGGUGACCACGAUCGAGAACCAGGUGGCCGAGCAUGCCGCCACGAUCGAGGACUACGAGCAGAAGGAAUCGCAGUGGGAGGGCGUCCUACAAGAUGCCACUACCUCCCUUGCGCAGAGGGCUGCAGCCACGAGCUCAGAGGCCAUGGAGGAUGUCAAGGAGGCCAAGGACGACUCCAAGGCCGAGCUCGCCAGAAUCGACGCGGAGACGGAGAUGGUUUACUUGGAAGAGAUGCGUGCGGGACGCUGGCUGUCGUCCCUUCAGCUGCCUGCUGAGGUCCACCGCAUUGUGCAGGCGCAGCUCAAUCAGACAUGGUAUGUUGACGGCGCCCCCGGAACCACCCUGUACACCACCCGCACAGGGACAGCGCCAGGCUCGCCAGUCGCCGAUGUCCUCUUCGCUGUUCUCUUUAGCCGCUUCCUCCACGGCAUGGAAGCUUAUCUUCGUUCGGCUUGCGCCUCGCCCCAUGUUGAGGUCUUGCAGCAAGGAGGUGCAGGCGCGGAAACCCCAACCUGGGCAGACGACGUCGUUGUUCUUUUCCAGGUUGACCGAGCGGAGCUAGUACCGGGGCUCCUGUCAGAGCUCGGCAGCCAGGUUGUUUCACGACUGCACUGUCUAGGGCUUGAGGCCAAUCUUGGGCCGGGCAAGACCGAGGCGUUGGUGGCUAUGCGCGGGGCGGCCUCGCGCACUGCGCGCCGCGCACUCCUCACGGCUGAUAACCCUUCUGUGCCACUGCAUCUUUCCGGGCCCGACGGCACGGGACCUCGCCUUCGCAUUGUCCAGAGCUACACCCACCUGGGCACGGUGGUGUGCUCAGAGCUUUCUGAGGUCGCCAACCUCCGGCACCGGGGAGCCCUUAUGCGAAGCGCCUUCAAGCCGAUCUGUAACAAGCUCAUGCAUAACCCCUACCUGACCUUCCAAGAGAAGCGAGACCUCCUUUUGGGAAGGGUUUUGCCAAAGUUCUUUUACGGUGCUGGCUUGUGGCGAUUGCAUACUGCGACGGAGCGGGAAUUGGCCACUGGACCGGUCCACGCCGUCUUACGCCGCUGUGUGCGUCCCUUCACCGGCAACAGCUCAGCCCGCAUGACACAGGGCGAAGUUCUGGCCGCAUUGGAUGUUCCGAGUCCGGACGAGCUCCUUGAUGUGUACCGAGCCCGGGCGCUGGCGAAGGUUAUCCGCCACGACAUGGAGCCAGCAUGGCAGGGCUUCGUCCAGGACGGGGUGUGGCUACGCGCGGCGUGCGAGUCUGCGGACCGCGUCUACGCCUCCCUAGGCCUAGCGCCGGUUUUUGCCAAGGUUCAAGACUCCGCGGCCGGUCCAGCGGCCGACUUGAUCCAGGCCCAGGCCGACCGUAUACGUACGGCAUGCAAAGCCUACCUACGCAAGUGCAGGGCUGAGCGCCCCCCCGUGGACUGGCGUGACGUGCUCCGGCGCCAGGAGGCAGGGGCCAGCCUCGAGGUCGUCAGCUGCGCCGGGCCGGCUUUCCCCCACGAGUGCCAACUAUGCAGCGCGCGGUUCGCAUCGCACCGCCGUCUGUCAGUUCACCUCUCCAAGUGCCAUGAGGUACCAGGCAUAGGCAUGAGGCACGCUUUCGGCUCCCGCUGCGAAGUCUGCAAGCUGGAAUUUUGGACUUUGAAGCGUUUAGCCGCGCACCUUGCUAGAAGCGAGGUGUGCCGACGGGUGUACCAGGAGUCCGAUCUGGAGCCCGAAGGCGCAGGAGAGGCGGCCUCUGGGCCGGCCUGGAGGCCUUCCGCGCCGAGUUUUGGACCUACGCCCUUUUGGGCCUGUUUACGGCCGGGCUAG